Molecule: messenger RNA, 982 nt
Organism: Dipodomys ordii (Ord's kangaroo rat)
Lineage: Eukaryota; Metazoa; Chordata; Mammalia; Rodentia; Heteromyidae
Gene: Gdf1
Product: growth differentiation factor 1
Exons: 2
Source: RefSeq, a predicted model, not a curated record
AUGCGCCUCCGACGGAAGCCACGCCUCCUGGGACCGCUUAGCCACGCCCCCGACGGAUCGACCUUGUCUCGGGAUCCUGGCCUCAGCGAGCUCCCCUCCGGGCUGGCCGCCCCCCGCGCCUGCGCCCCUCUGGCGGCCCGCGCCCCCCCCCCGGCCCCCCCCGGCCCGCCCCGGGCCCUCGGCCCCGCCCCGGCCCGCUGGUCCGGGCUGCGGUGGACGCUGCUCACAUUGGCCGGCGCUGGAAGCAAGAUGCCGCCGCUGCUCCAUCCCGUUCACCUCCUCCUCCUGGCCCAGAUGCUGCCCGCGCCCGCCCCGGCCCGCGCCCCGGCGUCCCCGGACCCUGCCGCCGCCCUCCUCCGGGCCCUCGGGCUGCGCCACGCGCCCCGCGGCGCCCCCAGGCUCCGGCCUGUCCCUCCGCUCAUGUGGCGGCUGUUCCGCCGCCGUGACCCCCGGGAAGCCCGGGCCGGGUGGCGGGGGCCCCCCGCGGCCCCGCCGCGACCUUGCCACGUGGAGGAGCUGGGGGUCGCCGGGAACAUCGUGCGCCACGUUCCGGGCCGUGGUGCGGCGGACGUGCGCCCGGAGCCCGGCGCGGGGCAGGCCGGGCCGUGCCCCGCCUGGACCGUGGCCUUCGACCUGUCGGCGGUGGAGCCGGCCGAGCGCCCGAGCAGCGCGCGGCUGGAGCUGCGCUUCGCGGCGGGGAGCGCGGCCGCGGCGGGCCCCGCGGACGGCUGGGAGCUGAGCGUGGCGCUGGCGGGCGAGGCGGGCCCGGGCCCCGAGCUGCUGCGCCGGGUCGUGCGCGCGCCCGAGCGGCCGGUGCGCGCCGAGCUGCUGGGCGCCGCCUGGGCCGCCAACGCCUCGGCGCCGCGCAGCCUCCGCCUGGCGCUGGCGCUGCGGCCCCGCGCGCCCGCCGCCUGCGCGCCCCUGGCCGAGGCCUCGCUGCUGCUCGUGAGCCUGAAAAACGCGCCGGUGCCCACGCCCCCCG